Messenger RNA from Helicoverpa armigera (cotton bollworm), 1521 nucleotides. It is a transcript of the gene Arr1, whose product is annotated as arrestin homolog. The transcript is spliced from 8 exons. NCBI's taxonomy places the organism in Eukaryota, Metazoa, Arthropoda, Insecta, Lepidoptera, Noctuidae. Gene Ontology annotation, biological process: signal transduction; G protein-coupled receptor internalization. Gene Ontology annotation, molecular function: G protein-coupled receptor binding. Gene Ontology annotation, cellular component: cytoplasm. Bases 77 to 1222 code for a protein of 381 amino acids. The record is from RefSeq and is a predicted model, not a curated record.
GGCGACAGGGCCGGCGCAGUCGCCACUCGCUCCGCCGCGCCACUCGCUACUGCUGCAGUCCGUCACAGCCACCAACAUGGUGUACAACUUCAAAGUGUUCAAGAAGUGCGCGCCCAACGGCAAGAUCACCCUCUACAUGGCCAAGAGGGAUUUCGUCGACCACAUAUCGACAGUGGAGCCCAUAGAUGGUGUGGUGCUGCUGGACGAGGAGUACGUGCGCGGGCGCAAGGUGUUCGGCCAGAUGGUGUGCACGUUCCGCUACGGCCGCGAGGAGGAUGAAGUAAUGGGUCUCAACUUCUACAAGGAGUUGUUCCUAGCCUCGGAGCAGAUCUACCCGCCGCCGGAGAAGAGGAACUAUGAACUUUCACGAACUCAGGAGCGUCUCAUAAAAAAGCUGGGAGAUGGAGCGAUUCCUUUCCGACUGACAGUGCCACCGGGAGCGCCUGGCUCCGUGAUCCUACAGCCUGGCCUCGAAGACGACGGAGAGCCCUGCGGCGUUCAGUACUACGUGAAGAUCUUUGUGGGAGACUCCGAAAUCGAUCGUUCACAUCGCAGGAGCACGGUGGCGCUGGGCAUCCGCAAGGUGCAGUACGCGCCGGCCAAGCCGGGCCCGCAGCCCUGCACUGUGGUGCGCAAGGACUUCGUGCUCUCGCCCGGACAGCUCGAGCUCGAGCUCACUCUAGACAAGCAGUUAUACAUCCACGGCGAGACGGUGGCGGUGAACAUGUGCGUGCGCAACCACAGCAACAAGGUGGUGAAGAAGAUCAAGGCGUGCAUUCAGCAGGGCGUGGACGUGGUGCUGUUCCAGAACGGCCAGUACCGCAACAUCGUCGCCAGCAUCGAGACUCAGGAUGGGUGCCCGCUGCAGCCAGGCUCGAGCCUGCAGAAGGUGCUGCACCUGACGCCCACGCUGGCGCACAACCGCGACAAGCGCGGCAUCGCGCUCGACGGCCAGCUCAAGCGCUCCGACACCACGUUGGCCUCUACCACACUGUUACUAGACCCUGACCAGCGCGACGCGUUUGGCAUCGUGGUGAGCUACAGCGCCAAGGUCAAGCUGUACCUCGGCGCCAUCAGCGGCGAGCUGGUCGCCGAGCUGCCCUUCAUCCUCAUGCACCCCAAGGAGGGGCGAGUGAAGAUGAUCCACGCCGACAGCCAGGCCGACGUGGAGAUGUUCCGGCAGGACACCGUGCACCACCAGGAGAGCGUCGAGGUGUACUAGUGCCGCCUCGCUGUUGCUGCACUUCGAGAGUCCAGUCAUACGACUGUGCAGGAGGAGUGAGCGACUCCCACCCAUCAGGGAACCUCAGGGUACUGCAGCAGCCGAAGUACAUCAUUUUUUAACGCAUUGUAUCGCCUUUAAUAGCAAAUUGUAUAUCAAGGUAAUAAUGUACCUACCCUAAAAUUAUAAUGAAAUAUAUUAUACAAUUAUAUUAUUAGUUUUAAGUUCCUACUUAUUCAUAACGUGUUUGUCGUGUAUAAAACAAAACUAAAACAAGUAAAGAAACUAUGAAAUGUAAA